Messenger RNA from Hypomesus transpacificus, 2749 nucleotides. Its product is annotated as calcium-binding protein P-like. Gene Ontology annotation, biological process: protein homooligomerization. The transcript is spliced from 2 exons. Lineage: Eukaryota; Metazoa; Chordata; Actinopteri; Osmeriformes; Osmeridae. The record is from RefSeq and is a predicted model, not a curated record. The coding region runs from base 155 to 1654 and encodes 499 amino acids. Gene Ontology annotation, cellular component: membrane.
CUACAACUCAAAUGCACUUCACUCAUUUGUAGGUGAAAGGUCGUCGGCGUUUCUUUUCUAUAUAGUGUUGGCAAUUUUGUUUUAUCCCUGCACCACGCUUUCUUUAUUACGGUUAGUAUGGUCGAACAUUUUGUUACGUGUAAAAGGGUCAGAGAUGGGGAAGCUGUGUGUUUUCUUUUUCGUGUCUCUGACACUCAUCGCUGUCCUGCAUACUGACUCUACGUGGGCCAAGAGGAGCGGUAGCAGCAGUAGCGGCAAGAAAACCUCCAGCAGCAAGCCAUCAAAAACUACAAACACUCAGUCAAAUUACCCCAGACAGCCACAAACUCCCAACAGGAACCCCAACCCUUACCCUGCAGGUGGUAGUUAUCCUGGGAAAGGGGGAACCAAUCAAAAUCCUAACCAGCAGUACCCUCCAGCAGGUGGCUUCCCUGCGGCAGGUGGCUACCCUGCGGCAGGUGGCUAUCCCAACCAGAACCCAGGAAGGGGAGGCGUAAAUCCAGGAGGUUAUCCAAACCAGAACCCUGGGGGCGGUUAUCCUGCCGCUGGCGGUUAUCCUGCCGCUGGCGGUUAUCCUGCCGCUGGUGGCUAUCCCGCUGCUGGUGGCUAUCCCGCUGCUGGUGGCUAUCCCAACCAAGGCAGAGGAGGAUACCCUAACCAGUACCCAGCAGCAGGAGGUUACCCGGCCGCCGGAGGCUACCCCAACCAGUACCCUGCCGCCGGAGGAGGAGGAGGCUGGGGUCAGCCAGGUGGUUAUCCGGGUGGAGGCUAUGGAGGAGGAUACCCCAACAGGAACCCUGAUAGUAAGAUUCUCAGCCCCCGCUAUGGAGGAGGAGGAGGUUAUGGAGGGGGUUAUGGACAGGGUGGGGGUUAUGGACAGGGUGGGGGUUAUGGACAGGGUGGGGGUUAUGGACAGGGUGGGGGUUAUGGACAGGGUGGGGGUUCACCCUUUUCACGCUCGGUUCAAGGCAUGGGCUACAACCCCUCUCAGCAAUCUCAGGGCUUUGCCAAGAAGGCUAUGAUGGCAGCUGGUGUCGGAGCCGUGGCAGGGAUGGCUAUCGGCUACGGGCUCGGCCGCUAUCCCAAGCCACACUUUAACUUCCGUAAUCCAGAGGAGGAGCAAUAUUACAACAACUACAUGUACCGCCGUUACGGGUCGAAAUCCACCGACGAAAACGACUUCGGGCGCGACUACGUCUUCAACCCCCCAGCGGAGGCGCAGACCUAUGUCAGCUUUAUGGACACCUGCAUGAAAAGGACGGACCUUUUUCAGAAACAGGACGGCGGCGUACAGGUUACCCCUAGCAACCAGGGCAUACAGAAGAUAAACCCUCAGGGUGACGGAGACAACAGCCCAAACGUGACUGAGACGCCGAAUCCUCCGACUCCCAGUGAGCGGGGCGGGGCGGCACCAGAGGAUGACGGCGACGUCGUCGGGAUCGAGGAGAUCGGCUACCCAGCCUUGGUGGAGCAAAUCAAGGCGCGGCGUUGUGUGGAGCUCUACAUGAACUACUCGGAGAGAUUCCUGCAGAAACAGGCGGCGCAGCGCAUGAGCGAAUCCCAGCCUAGCCGUAGCAAUCAUCUCAGCCAAGGGCUCAUCCGGCAGGUCGCGAUCCUCUUCAUGGUCCUGAGCAGUACUCUUCUCUUGCACUAAAUCCAGGACACGCAUGCACAAAGCCCUCGAGGAUAUCCACAUGUCCUACACUAACCUCAUCACCGGGUUGAUCGAUGAGGGUAGGAUGGGUCACACACGAGUAACUAGGAAGGGACAGGGACAGGGACAGGCCUCUCAGCCAAAGAAUGAGGUCAUUCGUUAACUGACACAAAUUUCAAAAGUUUAGGGACAGUGAGACAUGGAAGGAGUCAGGGUGUCACAUCAUUUAGCCGAGCCUUUAUGAGGUUUUUGAUAUCUUUUUAACUCUCUUGACCCCAUCGCAUUGUACUACUGUAAAGUUUGCACUAAUUCCAUUUUUAGUUGGUUUUCUUAUUGUAGGUGCAGUUUAUUUUUUUAGUAUUUAUUGUCUUCAUAUUUUGGCAUCCAGUUGUGGUAGAGCAGCUUGAAUCCCAGUACUUUUAAGAAAACACUGUAUUUACAUGAAAUAAUAAUAGGUCCGUGCAAAUGCAUGAUAACAUACUGUAUACUUUGUGCAUUUAUAUGUAUUAAACCCUGUUGUCACUAAUAUAAUCCUUUCCAUUGCAAGUUUGUUCAUUGACUGUAAACAAAACAUACCUUAUGUAAUCAGGAAAACGCUAAACAGUAUUACGCAAACAUAAUAUACUUAUAUACAACUAUCAUUGUAGUAAUGUACGAUUUCACGGAAACGUCUUAAUUAUAGCCAUCUGGUAAGCGGCAAUGUAUGAACUCUUUAGGGCAGAUCUCUGCAAUUGAACUGUGUCUGUGUCUUGUGGUCUCCUUGUGGCCUCCAUGUUCAUGGUGGUCAGUUUUGUAAACACUUUCUCAUUGAAAGAAGUGUGCGUUUUCAUUGUUUGUCCACUCCGUUUGCAAUCGUCUCCCUCCCGUCUCCACUGCACUCCAGAUGUCUUGCCCUGCUUUCCUUAUCUGAAGUGCACUUAUUUCACUUCACUCAAGGAUCAAUAUUCGAUGAAAUAUAAUUUUUUUUCUCAAGCAUGUACCAGUUGACAUGACAUCGGCUGUAACUUAGAAAUAAGAUGUCUUUUUAUUGCUCUUUAGAAUGUAUUCCUCCAAUACUGCUAUGACUUUGGUAUGCUUAAAGUCUUGAAGGUCAAA